Messenger RNA from Pelmatolapia mariae (spotted tilapia), 6847 nucleotides. Its product is annotated as polycomb protein suz12-B-like. The record is from RefSeq and is a predicted model, not a curated record. Gene Ontology annotation, molecular function: chromatin DNA binding. The transcript has 16 exons. The coding region runs from base 553 to 2754 and encodes 733 amino acids. Gene Ontology annotation, cellular component: nucleus; RSC-type complex; ESC/E(Z) complex. Lineage: Eukaryota; Metazoa; Chordata; Actinopteri; Cichliformes; Cichlidae.
UCCGGGGUCUAUAUCCCAACUUGGAAACAGGCGCUCGGCGAGAGCUACUGUGAAUUUGGUGUUGUUGUGGCACCAAAGCCUUAGAAAGACUAUCGUUUAUGUGAUUUAUGAGAUGUCGCGUGACAGAAACGCGCGUGGUCGUCGUCGGUAAAGUCAGAGCGCUGGACAAUGCUAACCGGUUAGCGCAAGGUGGUUGCUAGCUGGCUAAGGAAGUUAGCCAGUUAGCUAGCAAUCCGCCUGCCGGAGGCUGUUCUCUUGUUUCGCGCAUUUCAAGUCUGUUAACCGCCCUCAGCAACUGUUUAACCUGUUCCCCAUCGAGAGCGUUAAGCCGGAGUUUCGCCAAUGACAGAUAUAAAAGAGGAUAAACUUUACAAAUCGUUGUGUAAAAUGGGGAGUAGGCGGUGUUUCUCCUGAGCGGCUGAUUUUCUGCCACUGCUGCUCUUUUGUUUUCACAAAGGAAGAGGAGCCGCAUUUCUUUAUCAUUUUACACCACCUCGCAUUUGGUGGUGGGAGAGUUUCUUUGAUCUUUCUCUUAUUUUUUUCACUGUUGUAAUGGCUCCUCACAAGCAGAGCCAUCCGGUGGGCUUGGGCUCUGGAGGUAAACCCAAUGGGUUGUACCACCACCAGUCGUCCUCCGCCUCGAUGGCUGCAGCCAAGAAGCCCAACAUGCAACUUAUUCAAGCCGACCACGAGUUGUUCCUGCAGGCCUUCGAGAAACCAACCCAAAUCUACAGGUUUCUCCGCACAAGAAACUUGAUUGCUCCUAUCUUUUUGCACAGGACACUCACUUACAUGUCCCACAGAAACUCAAGGAAUAACGUCAAAAGGAAAAAUUACAAGGUUGACAAUCUUCUGUUCAAAGUGGAAAAGAUGAGAGGGGAACAGGAGACUCACAGCUUGGCCUCCAAUCUUCAGCUCACCUUUACUGGCUUCUUCCAUAAAGCUGGAAAACUCUCUCAGGACAGCGAGAACGAGCAGAACUCGGUUUCUCUGGAGGUGCUCCUGGUCAAAGUCUGCCACAAGAAGAGGAAGGAUGUGAGCUGUCCGGUGAAGCAGGUCCCCACGGGAAAGAAGCAAGUCCCUCUGAACCCAGACACGAGCGCCGCGGUCCAGGCCAAGCUGAGCUCCUACCCCUCCCUGCUGGUUCCCAGCAGCGAGUUUGAACCCAGCAACUCUCACAUGGUCAAAUCUUAUUCGCUGCUCUUCAGAGUGUCACGACCCGGGCAUCCACGAACACAGAUCAACGGGCUGGCUAAUGGCGAGAUUCACCACAGCAGAGACUUUUCAGAAGAAGCCGUGAACAGGAAAAGGAGGAGCUCCGCUCUCAGGGAGGAGGGAGAAACCACAUUUGUAGCUCAGAUGACAGUCUUUGAUAAAAACAGGCGUCUGCAGUUAUUGGACGGCGAGUACGAGGUGUCCAUGCAAGAGAUGGAGGAGUGUCCUGUCGGUAAGAAGAGGGCGACCUGGGAGACCAUCCUAGAUGGAAAGCGUUUGCCUCCGUUUGAGAGUUUCUCUCAGGGUCCGACUCUGCAGUUCACACUGCGCUGGACCAGCGACUCCACCGAUCAUUCCACCGCACCCGUGGCCAAACCGCUUGCCACCCGCAACUCCGAAACCAACCAGGACACCCGACCCAGCACCCUGAGAGCCACGCACGCACCAACUGUGAAAGAGUCGGUAAAUACAGAUGUUCAAACCAGAAGAGAACAAGUCUUAUCUGAGCCUCGACAGAAACUACGAAUCUUCUACCAGUUUCAAUACAACAACAACACACGGCAGCAGACCGAGGCCAGGGAUGACCUCCACUGUCCGUGGUGCACGCUGAACUGCAGGAAGCUGUACAGUCUCCUCAAACACCUCAAACUGUCCCACUCCCGCUUCAUCUUCAACUACGUGCCCCAUCCCAAAGGAGCAAAGAUCGAGGUCUCAAUCAACGAGUGUUACGAUGGGUCGUAUGCAGGAAAUCCUCAGGACAUCCACAGUCAGCCAGGCUUCGCCUUCAGCAGGAACGGCCCCGUGAAGAGAACCGCCGUCACCCACUUUCUGGUCUGCAGACCCAGGAGGACAAAGCCGAGCCUGUCUGAGUUUCUGGAGUCUGAGGAUGGCGAUCGGGAGGCGCAGAGGACGUACAUCAGUGGACACAAUCGCCUGUACUUCCACAGUGACAGCUGCCUGCCACUGAGGCCCCAGGAGAUGGAAGUGGACAGCGAGGACGAGAGGGACCCCGACUGGCUCAAAGAGAAGACUGUAAAGCAAAUCGAGGACUUCAUGGACGUGAACGAGGGGGAGAAGGAGAUCAUGAAGCUGUGGAAUCUGCACGUCAUGAAGCAUGGCUUCAUCGCAGAUAACCAGAUGAACGAAGCGUGUCUGCUGUUUGCUGAACACCACGCUGCCGUCAUCGUCAAACGCAACCUGUGUCGCAAUUUCCUGCUCCAUCUGAUCAGCAUGCAUGACUUCAACCUGAUCAGCACGCUGACCAUCAACCAGGCCAUGGCCCGGCUCCGCCUCGUCCAGAGCCAGACCUCCCACAGAGACAAAGAGGAGGACGACGAAGAGGAGGAGGACUGGGAGACGGCCGUGGAGUCCCAGCCGGAGCCGGAUCCUGACCCCGAUCCCGAUCUGACGGAGUUUAAAACCUGCAGUAACGAGACCGCCAACGGCUCCCUGGAGACUGGAAACCAACUGGUGGAGGACGGCGGCGAGAAGCCGCACGCCAAGCCGAAAUUGUCCGGCUUCUGCUCGGUUUUAAAGUGACUGCUCGGCUGGAGUGCCACAAAGAUUCCCGAACAGAGCGGGAAGACUGAGGCCUGAGGCCGGAAUCAGCAAACAGGUGUUAAACACACACACGGGUUACUGCAGGGAUUCUCAAAGGCAGGUUACACCAGGAUCAAAAUGAACUUCACAUCCUGGAAGUUACACAUUCAAAUCGAAGAGACGCUUUAUGGUUUCACAGUUCAUCAACGCUGAGAACUUUGAAUUAUUUUUUAAUUAUUUUCACGUUUUUUCCAUGUUGUUUGUCCUGUUUCUGUAAAUGUUUGAGUGUUUAACUCUGAGGUGCUCCAGUUUUAUUUCCAGCCUGACAGAGCUGUGGAGUGAGCACAAAACAGGUUCGGUCUUAGGGCUGGAGGUGCAGAAGACGGUCGUACGCCUUCUGCAGAUGACGAGUUGCCUUCAAAAGAGGCGUCAACAUUUCAUGCAGCAGCUGCGAAUUCAAACAGGAGGAGAUGGUCCGUCUGCUCGGGACUGUUUUCAGCAGCGGAGUGAUCCGUAUUUGGUGCUCUCUUUGGUGCUACUUUGCCUCUCGAGACUCUUCGUUGGUGGUCUGAGUCACUUUGUGUUCACUCCAUUGUCCAAACCUCAUGUCAGUCUUCCUCAGAGUGAAGCAUCAAUCAGUGACCUUCCGGGCACCCUCAGCUCCACCAAAGGUUUUCUUUUAGCAGGGAGUGUGUGCACAUGCUCAGUAGUGUCACGGUUACGGCGUCUGAUUGAGUGUCAAGAGUGUUGCCGUACUGCAAAAGGAAGUUUGACCAGUUAUUAUCAAGAAAGGUCAGGGUUGAACCGCUGAUGGUCGGGAGGUGGCUGAUCACAACUUGAGACGCCUGUUAGAGCCGUUGCUAUCAGGUGUUUUUUACCUGGAGACGCCACAAAGUUCAUAUUAACUGUUAACGAGACCGAUGCUCAAAGCUAAGAUAGACUCUCUGCACUAGUGUCAUUUAUUAACGUUUUAACAAGAGUCUGAGAGUAGUUUUUUUCUCUCCCCCAUAUGUAUUCUUGUUGAGCCCCGCUCAUAUGAAAAUCAUGUUCAUAAUAAUUCUGUGAGUCAGAAUAUGAAGAAAAUAUAUUUUUGCUCAUACUGUGGAGCAUUACCUUUCACUAUCCGUGCAGCGAGCUCGAGGGAUCUCGUAAGAUCAAGGAUGUUUUCCGUGUGAUUCAGCUGCUUGUUAACUCAAACACAACGAGACAAAAGUCUCCGAGCUUUCUUUGAUCGGGUUAAUCAGGAAGUUAAUCCUCAGGUUUGGUUAAUUUUUGGCAUCCAGUGAUCAUGAAAACAAGAUGAUAUUAAAUAAAUGGUUAGUUUUUGUUUUGUUUUUUUACAUUAGUUUUUGCUGCAAUGCUCUCAUUUUGUAUUGUUAAAGAUAAAGUGAAGACAUUUCCUUUGCAGGCGUUUUUCUCUCUUUUGCUGCUUUAGUUCAGCUCGAGCCGAGACGAUGAAAACUGACUCCUGCCAACGAGUUUUAUCUGGAAGUAAAAGGUUUUCGCUGGAUCGUUAAAGGUUCCAGCUUCCUCUGUGUCGGAUCUGAGGGUUUAUUGUGCGGUCUGUCUUCUGGCGACAUAGACAGGACUGUUUGAACCUGUGACUCUGCUGUACUCGUGUGCACACCUCCCCUACAGUUAUGUUUUUCUUUAAACUACUGGUGCUAAAUGUUUUUACUCCUCAGUGCAUCUCCUUUCUUACAGCAGAUCUCCACUGCCAGCUCUCCAACAACGAGAAGCAUGUUUAGUUGUCUCUUUCUUUUUUUUAAAGUGACUCUGUUUUUCCUACAGUGCUGUUUUUACCGUGCUCUGAGCCCAGGACAACAAAAAACACUCGCUGUGCAGCAAAACUGGACAAAAAAGCUCCUCAGAGCUCAGAGAGGCUUGGAAAGGCCACGUUCCUACUGUUGUAAUCUAAAAAAAAUUGAUAACUAUAGGGUUAAACUGUUUAUGCAGGUGCUGGUUCCAGUUUCUUUAAAAUAAGAAAUUGCUGCUUUAUUUUGAAAUUAUUAUAAACUGAGUAGUUUAAGUUUUGGACUGAUACAAGUUUGGCUGGUCUGUUUUGUUUUUUGUUUUGUUUUUUUUCUUUUAUUUGAUCAAUGAAAUUGUUAAAGAAAAAGAAAAGAAACAAGAAAAGCCACUUAUAAAACGAAUGGUUCCACAGGGUUGUGAUGUCGCUGUAUGGUGUGGCGUUAAUGCAAUAUAAAUAAUGUUGCUCCAACCAAAAAAAACAAACAUGUUUUGAUUAGGAAAAAAAACACACCUGAAAGUCUAAAGUUGGCUGGAGGAGGUGGGGUGGAUGGAUGGAUCAAAUCCAGGCCUUUCACACAGGACAUUUGGGGUUAGAGUCCACCGUGAUGUGAAAAGUUAGUACUGAUUUAUUACUUUUAGACCAAGCGACACACUCGGAGACUGAAAUAAGUAUGAAAGUUCCUCUAGCGACCACCAGAGGCUCCUGCAGUGGAUCAGUCUAUGUUAAAAUGCCCAACUUUAAUUUGUUUAAAUAAACAUGUUUUCAGCCAGAUUAAAAAAAAAAAAAUUCUGGAUGGUUUCUUCCUUCAGAAAAACUGCACAGCUUAAAGUGGCCACUCUGACAAGUGCAUCAAACCAUCUACUUUAUGUAGAUGAUGUCAUCAUCUCGCGUUCACAUUUUGGUUUUGAAACCUGCCUUUGUAACCAGGAGUGAUCAUAUUUGGUUGUUUGUAUUCAGAGGGUGCUGUGCUAAGUUUAGGCUAAUGCUACGCAGCUUGGUUAGCACAUUUCAUAUCCAUAAAGUUGAUACAGCACACAGACAUGCAUAUCUGCUAAUUGGUGCUAAGAAACUCUCUAAAACUGGAUGAUUUUCCUUUUGGAUUUUUGUUUAGUAGAAUUAGACAGGUCCAUGUUGACACAGGCAGCUGUAGAUGUUAGCUCCUAGGGUGCACUGUAUCCUUGCUAACCAAACUAACUAGCAUUAGCUGAUAGCUUGGUACACCAGUUUUCAUCCAGUCUUUUCACUUCUGGCUCUAAAAAUCAACAUUGUUGGAGGCCAAAAUGUGAAGUCCAGAAUCCAGCAGGUGAAGGCACAGUAACUUCAUCCAUCUUUUAGCUUUCUUUGCCCCCAUGAAUCGGCAAAAUUGUGACAUCACAACAGUGUGACUGGUCCUGGAGCAACAUUAAAAUGAUGAGGGGACACCAGCAUGGCGGCACAUGUAGUUACUGAACACGCCCACUACACCUGUUAUAUAUAAAUGUAAAUAUGACUGUAAAAAAACAAAAAAAACAAACGAUAGCUUUGUGAUAUGUAUGUUUUUGAAACUCAAACACCAUCAGUGACAUUUUAGUAGGUAUUUUUAGUUAAAGGACCAAAAUGGGAUUCAUUUUCUGCAGAUUUCUCUUAUGUGUCCUGCGUCAUGUGACCCCCUGGAUCCCUGCUGUCAUCAUUACUUUGACAUUUAACCCCGGGAACACGCCGGGUAAAGAUUAGACAUGACAGACGAAUCACACCGGGAGCAUUUCAGUCUCCACGGGGAAUUUUAUUUUGAAAAUUAAAACCGUGCUCCUGUAUAGACUGUAUAUGAAUGUUGGAUGCAUCUAUUGUGGACCCUCUGUGUAGGUUUUUUUGCGAAAUGACACGAGUAGUAAAUCCUGGAGUUCUUCCAUUCUCCUGCAAGAGGGUCCCAAAAACACUCGAGGCCGCUGCCACACAUUUGUAAAUGAAAAUAUUUCAUCAACCCACCCACUAGUAACAGAGUCAGGCAGUCCAGGUGCUGAUGUUUUACCCGUGCCAUUUUAGCCUAAAUGCAGUACGAGCCUCCAGAUGUGGGCAGCUGUGAGGCCAUGGGAGCAUAACGUCAGCCAUGAUCAUUUGGAUGUAUUUAGAGCUUAUCGAUCUUUUUUGUGUUGUUUUAAAAAGCUUUAUGCCUGCUGGUGACUGAUCCAGCCUGCUGAAAUCUGCAGAUCUGAAACCUUGUCUUUGUUCACGAGACCCAGCAGCGUUUUGCACAAUACGGGAGGAGCCGUGUCGGCCAAACGAGACUUUUCUUUAACAAUAAUGUAAAACUAGCUUGAGUCACAAUGGUUUUCUAUUAAAAAGGACAAUUUUGUAAUAAUA